AUGCAGAAGAAAUCCAAGCCCAGAGGAGCCUCUGACAAAGCAAAAAUGUUUGGGAUUGCGGAGGACCCCUGGGACCAAGAAACGGAGGUGUGCGGCAGCGGCAGCACGAGCAUUAGCAAGCCAGGGGACAGCACUCAAUCCAGCAACCGAGACUUGGCUGCUCUUGAGAAGUACUGUGACAAUGGUUACAGUACCCUCAGCCUAAGACCCACAGAGCUGCUGACAUUUACCCCCUGGUUGGCACCCAUCGUCUCCACGGAAACCUUCGACCCAGAGCUUCUGAAGAACAUGUAUCAACCACUGAACCUGACCAGAGUCACCAUGUUUGCCAUAGGGAAGUACACCUGCUUCAGGUCCUUCCCGGAGUCAGCUGAAGAGUUCUUUAUGCGUGGGUACCAAGUGCACUAUUACCUCUUUACCCAUGAUCCUGCAGCUGUUCCCAGAGUUCCCCUGGGCCGUUGGCUCCUCAGCAUCAUCCCCAUCCAGGGUCCCUCCCAGUGGGAGGAGAUUUCUAUGCGCUGAAUGGAGACCAUCAACAAACACAUUGACAAGAGGACCCACAUGGAUUACCUCUUCUGUGUCGAUGUGGAUAUGGUCUUCCGUAACCCAUGGGGCCCUGAGACCUUGAGGGAUCUGGUGGCUGCCAUUCGCCCAAGGUAUUUUUCUGUACCUCACCAGCAACUCCCUUAUGAAUGCAGGCAAGUUCCCUCUGCCUUUGUGGCAGACAGCGAGGGGGACUUCUAUUAUGGUGGGGCAGUCUUUGGGAGACAAGUGGCCAGGGUGUAUGAGUACCUCUGGGAUGACAGGAAGACUCAGCCACCAAACCUGAAGACUAUCCGAUUCUCCUCAGUGGGGAAGGACACCAACUGGCUGAGGAACUAA
Rattus rattus (black rat) is the source of this 882-nucleotide messenger RNA. RefSeq names its product globoside alpha-1,3-N-acetylgalactosaminyltransferase 1 (FORS blood group) (gene Gbgt1). Gene Ontology annotation, biological process: carbohydrate metabolic process. NCBI's taxonomy places the organism in Eukaryota, Metazoa, Chordata, Mammalia, Rodentia, Muridae. Gene Ontology annotation, molecular function: globoside alpha-N-acetylgalactosaminyltransferase activity. The record is from RefSeq and is a predicted model, not a curated record. Gene Ontology annotation, cellular component: vesicle; Golgi apparatus; membrane.